Messenger RNA from Pezoporus occidentalis (night parrot), 12826 nucleotides. Its product is annotated as SCO-spondin-like. Gene Ontology annotation, cellular component: extracellular matrix. The coding region runs from base 59 to 12727 and encodes 4222 amino acids. The transcript is spliced from 80 exons. Gene Ontology annotation, molecular function: protein binding. The record is from RefSeq and is a predicted model, not a curated record. NCBI's taxonomy places the organism in Eukaryota, Metazoa, Chordata, Aves, Psittaciformes, Psittacidae.
GGGUCCUCCACUCGUGACACAGAUCCCCCUUUGCCAAGGCAGCCGUGGCAGCACGACCAUGGCACACCAAUCCUGGGUGCCUGGUGAGGUCCUGGCCUCCCUGCUGCUGUGCGUGGCUGUGGUGGAAGCAGCCACUGGGCGAUGGUGCAAGAGGACGGUGCAGGAUACGGCGGAGGAGGAGGUGACACCGCGGCGCGAGGACACAGUGCCCUGCACCAGCCUCUACCACUACAGCCUGGCAGGAUGGCGGAUCGACAGGGACCGAAUGCGCCAGGUCUAUGGUGGGGACCAUGGUGAGCCCCAGCCUGACUCUGGCACCCCCCUCUGCUACAUCUACCGGCCCCCAGAGACUCGGCCAGUGGUGUGGAACCGCACGGUGCUUGCCUGCUGCCAGGGCUGGAGCGGGCCCCACUGCACCGAAGGCGAAGGCUUGCUGGGGCACUGCUAUGGCACAUGGCAGUGCCAGGACACCACCGGCAGCCACAACCUCUCUGCUAUGAGCCUGUCCGAGUGCUGCCGGCACCCCUGGGGGCACAGCUGGAGGAAUGGCUCCAGUUCCAGUGCACCGUGCCUCUCCUGCACCCGCCUGCCCCUCACUGGAGAGGUGUCCCCACGGCCAUCGCCUCCUGUGUCCCUGCAUGGAGCGGCCGCCCAUCACCGGGGCCUCUGGGCUGGCUGCAUGACCUGGGCAGGGUCCCACUACCGCACCUUUGACGGGACACACUUCCACUUCUCCGGCGAGUGCACCUACACCCUGGCCGCUGCUGCUGACGGCACUUGGGCCAUCGCCAUCACUGCCGGCGAUCCCCGGGGACUGCACAUGACCUUCGGGGUGGGCACGGUGGUGACCCAGGGACGGAACAUCUCUGUGGACAGUGUGGCAGUGCCCGAGGGACAACCGUAUCUGCACAAUGGGAUCAGCGUGAUGUGGCUGGGUGACUGGGUGGCCGUGGCAAGUGCGCUGGGUGUGCGGGUGACCUCGGACAGGAGCCAGGCAGUCACAGUGACAGUUGACACCGAGCUGUGGGGCGGCACACGGGGGCUCUGUGGUCCCUACAACGAUGACCCUGCAGAUGACUUCCAGCAGCCCGGAGGGGAUGUGGCCACCUUUGCUGCCAGCUUUGGCAACUCCUGGAAGAUUUCAGACGUCAGCCCCAAGCCCCGCUGCAGGGACGCGGUGGAGCUCAGCCCUGGCUGUGCAGCGGGCGAUGCGGCACUGCAGGCAGCUGAGGUCACUUGUGGGAAGCUCCUGUCUGAGCCCUUCCGUGAGUGCCAUGACAAGGUUGACCCUGGUGGCUUCCACAAUGCGUGCCUGGAGCUGCUGUGCCGGGAAGGCAAUGCCAGGCAGUUGCCGAGCCCCAGCAUCUGCGACACCUUCGCUGCCUAUGCACGGGAGUGUGCCCGGCACCAAACCAGCAUCGACUGGCGCCAGCCCGGCUUCUGCGAGCGGCACUGCGGCGCGGGACAGAGGUUUUCGGACUGCGUCUCCUCAUGCCCUGCCAGCUGUGCGGCUGUUGGCAGUGCCGAGGAUGGGCCAUGCCACCAGGACUGCGCCGGCGGCUGUGAAUGCACGCCAGGGCUCUACUGGGAUGGGGCGCUCUGCGUGCCCCCAAGCGCCUGCCCCUGCCAGCACCACCGCCAGCGCUAUGCCCCGGGACAGAGCAUCCGCCAGCGCUGCAACCAGUGCAUGUGCCAGGGCGGGCGCUGGCUCUGCAGCCAGGACCGGUGCCCCGGGGAGUGCACGGUUCUGGGUGGCCACCAUUACAUCACCUUCGACCGCCGGCACUUCUCCUUCCCAGGCGCCUGUGCCUACACCCUGGUGCAGGACUUCGUGGAGGGGCAGCUGCUGAUCACGUCUGAGCACAAGGCUUGCAAUGGCCACCAGCGCCUCCACUGCCGCCAGUCCCUCACCAUCAGUGCCCGCCGGAUCUCUGCUCGUCUCCACGGCACAGGUGAGGUGAUGGUGGAUGGGCAGGAGGUGACGCUGCCCUUUGCCAGUUCCGAGCUGAGCAUCCGCCGCGUGUCCUCGGCAUUCCUGCUGCUCCAGACCUUUGGGGCCCACGUCCUGUGGGGGGUGGAGGCCCCCACUGCCUACAUCACCCUCCAGCCCGCCUUUGCCCACAAGGUGCGGGGUCUCUGCGGCACCUACAACUGGAACCAGGGGGACGAGUUCACCACGCCAGCAGGUGAUGUGGAGAUCAGUGUCGCCGCCUUCACCAACAAGUACCGGGUCUCCAGCAAGUGCCCUGCACUGGGACCCGUCCCACUGGAGCCCUGCAGUGACUUUGCUGGGCAGCAGGACCUUGCCGAGGCUGCCUGUGCCGUCCUGCAGGGCCCGGCCUUCCAGCCAUGUCACCAGGUCGUGGACCCGGAGCCGUUCCUGCAGCUCUGCCUGCGGGAUGCCUGCACCUGCCAGGAUGGGCAGCACUGCCUGUGCCUGGUGUUGGCUGCCUAUGCCCGGGAGUGUGGCCAGGAAGGAGUGGAGCUGGUGUGGAGGAACCAGAGCUUCUGCGAUGUGCCGUGCAGCGGGGGGCAGCAGUACCUGGACUGUGGCCGGCCCUGUGGCCAGACCUGCGCCGACCUGCGCGGUGACAGCAACGGGACCAGCUCCUGCCACAACCUGGAUGGACUCUGUGUCCCUGGCUGCCAGUGCCCGGCGGGGCUGGUGCUGGCCGAGGGUGGGAUGUGCAUCCCACCUGGAGCCUGCCCCUGCCAGCACGGCACCACGCUCCUCCCGCCCGGCAGCCACAUCCGCCGGAGCUGCAGCACCUGUGUCUGUGCUGGUGGGUCGUGGCGCUGCACUGCAGCCGCCUGCCCCAUGGCAGCCCUGUGCCCUGGGGGGCUGAUCCAUGCGCCGGGCUCCUGCCUGCGCCGCUGUGACAGUGCCGAGCCCAACGGCACCUGUGCCGGCAUUGCCGAUGGCUGCGUCUGUCCCCCUGGCACCAUCUUCCUGGACGGGCGCUGUGUGUCUCCGGCAGAGUGCCCGUGCCAGCACGGCGGGCAGCUGUACCGGCCCAAUGACACCAUCAUCCGGGACUGCAACACAUGCGUGUGCCGGCAGCAGCGCUGGCACUGUGGCCAGGAGGAGUGCGCCGGCACCUGCGUGGCCACGGGGGACCCCCACUACAUCACCUUUGAUGGACGAGCCUUCUCCUUCCCCGGCGACUGCGAGUACCUGCUGGCACGAGAGGCCGAUGGGCUCUUUGCUGUCACUGCCGAGAACGUGCCCUGCGGCACUGGUGGCGUCACCUGCACCAAAUCAGUGGUGGUGGUGAUGGGCAACACUGUGGUGCACAUGCUGCGGGGGAGGGACGUGACAGUGAACGGGGUCCCGGUGCGACCCCCAAAAGCCUACACCGGCACUGGACUGACCCUGGAGCGUGCCGGCCUCUUCCUCCUCCUCCUCACCCGCAUGGGGCUGGCGGUGCUCUGGGAUGGAGGCACACGGGUGUACAUCCGGCUGGAGCCGCAGCACCGGGGACGUGUGGUUGGGCUCUGUGGCAACUUCGACGGUGACGCCGAGAACGAUCUCUCCAGCCGGCAAGGGGUGCUGGAGCCCAGCGCCGAGCUCUUCGGCAACUCCUGGCGCCUCAGCCUGCUCUGCCCCGAGGUGGACAGCGCCAGCGCACGGCACCCUUGCACCGAGAACCCACACCGGGCAGCGUGGGCCCGCCGGCGCUGCAGCAUCCUCCGGCAGCGGCUCUUUGAGCCAUGCCACGAUGUGGUGCCGUGCCAGCGUUUCUACGACUGGUGCAUCUUUGAUGCCUGCGGGUGUGACUCCGGUGGGGACUGUGAGUGCCUGUGCACGGCCAUUGCCACAUACGCCGAGGAGUGCGGCCGGCGUGGCGUCCAUGUGCGAUGGAGGAGCCAGGAGCUGUGCCCCCUGCAGUGUGAGCGGGGGCUGGUGUACAGCCCCUGCGGACCCCCCUGCCCUCCAACCUGCCACAACCUUGGCCGCGAGCCCCCCGAGCGCUGCCAGGAUCUGUCCUGCCUGGAGGGGUGUUUCUGCCCCGCAGGGAGGGUCCUGCAUGACGGAGGCUGCAUCGAGCCUGGCGAAUGCCCGUGCUUCUGGGACGGCUUCUCCUUCCCAGCCGGUGCCAUGGUGCAGCAGGGCUGCAAGAACUGCACGUGCGCGGCAGGUGCGUGGCACUGCCCAUCCUCACCGGAGCUGUGCCCGCGCGCGCCGUGCGCCUCGUGGGAGUUCUCGUGCCGUGCCGACGGGCGCUGCGUGCCGGGGGCCUGGGUGUGCGACAACGAGGAGGACUGCGGGGACGGCUCAGACGAGGUGUGCGCCCCGCGCUGCGCCCCGCACCAGCACCGCUGCGCUGGAGGGCAGUGCCUGGCCUGGGGCUCCCGCUGCGACGGCAUCCACGACUGCAGUGACGGCUCUGAUGAGAGCGGCUGCCCCACGGCCUCCUGCGCGCCCCCCGAGUUCUCCUGCGCCAGCGGCCGCUGCAUCCCCCCCGAGCGCGUCUGCGAUGGGGAGCUGGACUGCGGCUUCGCCGACGACUCGGAUGAAGCAGGCUGCAGCCCGAGCUGCAGUGCAGGUGAGUUCCGCUGUGCAUUGGGCCGGUGUGUGCCGUACCCGCACCGCUGCGAUGGCCACGAUGACUGUGGUGACUUCAGUGAUGAGCGCGGCUGCGUCUGCCCCCCUGGGCACCUCCAGUGCCCCGACACCCAGUGCCUGCCCCCAAUCACUGUCUGUGACGGCCACCGGGACUGUGCCAACGGCACCGAUGAGGAGUUCUGCCCAGACCGGGUGACCUGCGCCCCCGGGGAGCUCCCGUGCCCUGAUGGCUCCUGCAUCAGUGAGGCUGCGGUUUGUGAUGGUGUCAGUGACUGUCGCGACGGCUGGGACGAGAGCCCGGCGGGGUGCGCGGCAGCACUGCCUGCUGCUGUGCCCACCACCACCACCUCGGCAGCACCGGCAUGCGGCCCCUCGGCCUUCACAUGCGGCAGUGGAGAGUGCGCACCACGGGGCUGGCUCUGCGACGGCGAGGCCGACUGCCGUGACGGCAGCGAUGAGCUGGGCUGUGCUGGCGGCUGCGAGCCCAGACACUUCCCCUGCGCCCAUGGCACCGACUGUGUCCCCUAUGGACACCUCUGUGAUGGCGUCCCGCAGUGCCGCGACAGCUCUGACGAGAGCGAGGACCGCUGUGGCUCCACUGCCAUCCCGCCGUGCCUGGGGCACUUUGCCUGCGAUGGUGGCCUGUGCCUCAACGUGUCAAGGGUCUGCGAUGGGGCCACCGACUGUCCCCAGGGCGAGGAUGAGCUGCUCUGCGGGAGCCGCAGCCUCGCCAGUGGGAGCAACAGGACAGGGGGCCCCUGUGCCGAAUACGCCUGCAGUGGGGGCGAGUGUGUAGCCUUCCAGCAGGUGUGUGAUGGCAUUCCGGACUGCGGUGCCGGUGGGGAGGACGAGCGGGAUUGUGGUGAGUGGGGGCCAUGGGGGCCAUGGGGCACCUGCACCCACUCCUGUGGCCCCGGCCUGCAGCGCCGCACACGGGGCUGCCGCCAGCACCGUCCUGGAGUGCUGCACCGGUGCCAUGGGCAGGCUGCGGAGCAGCAGCAGUGCUUCAGCAUUGCCUGCCCUGUUGACGGUGCCUGGGCCGAGUGGGGUCCCUGGUCCUCGUGCCCUGCAGGCUGUGGGGGGCUGCGGCAGCGGCAGCGGCAAUGCCAACCCCCCCAGAAUGGAGGCCGCCCCUGCAGUGACCUGCCUGGAGAGACACCCGGUGCUCUUGAAACAGCCCCCUGCACUCCGGGGGGCUGCCCCAACACCUCCUCCUGCCCGGAGGGGUUGCGGCCAUGGCCCUGCGCUCCCUGCCCCGCAUCCUGCGCCGACGUCUCCACCGGUGCCGCGUGCCGGCAGGACCGGCCCUGCAGCCCAGGGUGCUGGUGCGCGGCGGGGCUGGUGCUGGACGAGGGCCGGUGCGUGCUGCCUCGGGAGUGCCCGUGCCACGCCGCGGGGCUGCGGCACCCCCCGGGGCAGCUGGUGAAGGUGGACUGCCAGCUCUGCGCCUGCCUGCGCGGCCAGCUGCGGCGCUGCCGGCAGAACCCCGACUGCGCCGUGCACUGCGGCUGGUCGGCGUGGUCGGCUUGGGGCGACUGCCCCGGGCCCUGCGGCACGCAGAGCGUGCAGUGGUCGUUCCGCAGCCCCACCAACCCCAGCCAGCGCGGCGGCGGCCGGCACUGCCGCGGCAUCUACCGCAAGGCGCGCAGGUGCCAGACGGCGCCGUGCCGGCAGUGCCAGUCCCGGGGCCGCCGGCACGCACCGGGGGAGCGGUGGCGUGAGGAGCCCUGCCACGUUUGCCAGUGCCUGCCCAGCCUGGCCGUGCGGUGCUCGCCCUACUGCCCGCACCGCGCCGCCGGCUGCCCGCAGGGCCGGGUACUGGUCGAUGGCCACGGGGACUCCUGCUGCUACUGUGCCCCAGCGGGCGACAACGUGACGGCUACCCCCCCGGCGCUGCCGACAGCGGAGGCCCCCUCGUCCACGCCAACAGAGCCCCCCGACUCCUCCCUGCUCACCUUCCCGCUGCCUCCCCUUGGCGAUCCCUGUUACCUCCCGCUGGGCACCGCGGCUCUGCCGGUCAGCGGUUUCAGUGCCUCAUCGGCGCGGUCUGAGAGCCCAGCACACGCUGCCGGGCUGCAUGGUGGUGACCCCGGGGAGCCGCUGCAGGGCUGGGCCCCCCCGGAUGAUGCCUACGCGGCACCGCCCGACGAACCCUCCUUCCUGCAGCUGGACCUGCUGCAGCCCACCAACAUCACCGGGGUGGUGGUGCAGGGAGCCGGCUCCUCUGAUGCCUUCGUCACCGCAUUCCUGCUGCAGUUCAGCGCCGAUGGCACCCGCUGGCACCGCUACCGCGACCUCACCAACGGCACCACCGAUGCCCAGCUCUUCCAGGACAACCAGGACUCCAGCACACCAGCGGUGCGGCUGCUAGGACGCAUGGUGCAGGCGCAGCACGUCCGCAUCCUGCCCCAGGACUUCCACAACCGCAUUGCGCUCCGUGCUGAGCUGCUGGGCUGCCCCCCAGUGCCCCCAGCCUGGCAUGAGGCUGUGACAGUGCCAGUGACACCGGUGAUGCUGCCAGUGAUACCUAUGAUGCCGGUGACACUGACGGUGCCGGUGACACAGACCCAGCGCCCCUGUACCAUGGGGGAGUUCCGGUGCGGGAGCGGGGAAUGUGUUCUCGGGGGUCCCCGGGGUCCCCUCUGUGAUGGUGUCACCGACUGCCCCGAUGGCACUGAUGAGGCCAGCUGUGGGCCCCCCAGCACCACCAGCCCCGUGGCCCCCGUGGCAGCCGGUGUUCUGGUGCUGAGCACGACCACACAGCCACCACCAAUGCCCCCAGCCAUGGUGAGCCCAGGGGGAAUGGGGGCCACAAGGGAUGGAGGGCAGCAGGGCAUCCAGGGGCUGAACCCCUUCCCCAACCCCCACAUGAUGGCUGUGGGUCCCCCCACAACCAGAGCCAGCAGCCCCACGGAGUCGGGAGUCAUGGAGCCAGCACCAGGGCCCCCUGACACCCCAACAAGCCCCAGCACCCCGGGGAUAGGCACCAGCAUCCCCACAGGGCCACCCUGUACCGCAUGCCCCCCAGCACUGACAGGGGUCUCCAGCCCUAGCCCCCAAGGCACUUGUGAUCCGGCUCCUUGGGGAAACUGGGGUCCCUGCAGCCGCUCCUGUGGGCUGGGGGUCACCCUGCGGCCGGCCCUGCCAGGGGGGGGCUGCGCACGGACCCCUCCUGACACCCGUGUCUGCUUCCUGCGUGCCUGCCCAGUGCCUGGCGGGUGGGCAGCCUGGGGGUCCUGGUCCCCCUGUGACGCCACGUGUGGGGGGGGCGUGCGGAGCCGAGAGCGGAGCUGCAGUGACCCCCCUCCAAAGAACGGGGGGGCUCCGUGCCGGGGGGAGCACCUUCAGACCCAGCCCUGCAGCUUCCAGCCCUGCGGGGACCCCCCAGCCUGCGGCCCCCGCAUGGUGCUUGUGCGGGCCGAGGACUGCGAGGGGGGACGGGACCCCCCCUGCACCCAGAGUUGCGGUGACCUCGGUGGCAACGGCACCUGCGAGCGGCCCUGCCAGGCUGGGUGCUGGUGCCCGCCGGGGCUGUUCCUGCAGGACGGCGGCUGCGUCGAUGCCGGUGAGUGCCGGUGCCAUGUGGCCGGUGAGCAGCGCCGGCCCGGCGAGGUGUUCCUGCAGGGCUGCCGGCGGUGCACGUGCCACAACGGGACUGUGACGUGCGAGGACGCGUCCUGCGCCGUGGACUGUGGCUGGUCCACGUGGUCACCGUGGACCCACUGCAGUAGCAGCUGCGGCGCGGGGACGCAGGAGAGGUUCAGGUCACCCACCAACCCCGCGGCGGCUGCCGGCGGAGCGCCCUGCACCGGGGCGGCGCGGGAGCUGCGCGAGUGCCACGAGCCCUGCGGCACCGAGCUCGGCAGCGCCUGGAGCCCCUGGGCGGCCUGGUCCGAGUGCUCCGUGUCCUGCGGCGCCGGGGAGCAGCUGCGGCACCGGACCUGCACCGCGCCCGCACAGGGGGAGUCCUGCACCGGCCCCCACCUCCAGACGCGGGACUGUAACACCCAGCCCUGCCACGCGCGGUGCCCCGGGCACGCUCUGUACCGCACGGCCGCCCAGUGCCGCGCCAUGGGGGAGCCCUGCCCGCGCCUCUGCCUGGACCUCGGCGCGGGUGUGGAGUGCGCUGCGCGCUGCCGCGACGGCUGCGCCUGCCCCGCGGGGCUCCUGCUGCACAACGGGAGCUGCGUGCGGCCCGCACGCUGCCCCUGCUACCACCGCGGCCGCCUGUACCUGCCCGGGGACACCGCUCCGGGGGACGCCUGCAAUAACUGCACCUGCACCGCCGGGGCGAUGGUGUGCGGCACCGAGCCCUGCGCAGAGGAGCCGUGGGGCGCGUGGUCGCCGUGGGGCCCCUGCAGCGUCUCCUGCGGAGGUGGCGAGCGGCUGCGCCGGCGGCAGUGCCACCAGCCCGAGUGUGUGGGGCUGGGCCUGCAGAGCCAGAUGUGCAACACCCACGUGUGCCGCGGUGAGUGCCGGCCUGACCCACGGCCUGACCCAUGCCCUGCCCCACAGCCCUGUCCCGUUCCCCUGCCCCACGGCUCUGCCCCACGGCGCCGCCCCACAGACUCGGGCUGCCCGCGGGGGCGGGUAUUCCGCGAGUGCGUGGGCGGGGCCUGCCCCUUCAGCUGUGCGCACGUGUCCGGGCGCGUGGGCUGCGGGGGCGGGGCCUGCGCCCAGGGCUGCGGCUGCCCCGUGGGGACCUUCCUGCACCGCGGAGGGUGCGAGGGGGAGUGUCCGUGUGCGCUGCCGGCCGGAUCCACCGGCACUGCCGAGCCCCGGCUGCUGCCCGGGCAGGAGCUGCCCUCGGGGGGCACCGUGCGCACGGCCUGCGCCAACUGCACGUGCCGUCACGGCCACCUGAACUGCACGGAGCUGGAGGGCUGCCGGCGGGAUGGGGCUUGGGGGUCCUGGAGCCCCUGGAGCCCCUGUGCACCCACAUGCGGGGGGCUGGGGCUCAGCACCCGCCAGAGGGGCUGCACCAGCCCCACACCAGCCCAUGGCGGCCGGGACUGCACCGGAGCCCGCACUGACACCAUGUACUGCCGGACCCCCGACUGCCCUGCCAUGCCCACCCCCACACCGAGGCCCAGCCCCACAUCCCCGAGCGCUGAGGCUGAGGGAGGCUUUGGGCCCUGGUCCCCCUGGAGCCCCUGCUCCAGGAGCUGCACCCGCCCCGAGGCACCAGCCACCAAGAGCCGCAACCGCUCCUGCAGCGGCGCUGGGGACUGCAGCGGGGAGAGCGAGCAGCAGCGGACCUGCAACCUGCCCCACUGCGACGCACCCCCCUGCCCCGGUGGGGCCUGCGACUGCGAGUGGAUGCCGUGGGGCCAGUGGGGCGGCUGCUCCCGCAGCUGUGGGGGGGGGCUGCAGCUGCGCCUGCGGGCGUACACCCCCCCCGGCCCGGGGGGGCGCUGGUGCCCCGACAUCGGCAACGCCAGCACCGAGCAUCGCGCCUGUGGCCUGCGCCCCUGCACCGUGGACGGCGCCUGGUCCCCCUGGAGCCCCUGGUCACGGUGUGACCGGACGUGCGGGGGGGGCCGCUCCCUGCGCAGCCGCUCCUGCACCCGGCCCCCUCCCAAGAACGGGGGUGAGCCCUGCCCCGGCGAGCGUCACCAGCUGCGGCUCUGCAACCCCCAGCCCUGCGGGCAGAGCUGUCCCCCAGGCACGGUGCUGGUGCCCUGCGCCAACCGGUGCCCGCGGCACUGCGGGGACCUGCGUGCGGGGCUGUCCUGCGGGCCCGAGGAGCGCUGCCGGCCCGGCUGCCGCUGCCCCAACGGGUCGCUGGAGCAGGACGGCGGCUGCGUGCCCCUCGCCCGCUGCGAGUGCACGGAUGCGGCCGGGCGCGGGUGGGAGCCCGGCAGCCGCCACCGCGACGGGUGCGAGAGCUGCGAGUGUGACAGCGGCCGCCUGCGCUGCGUCCGCGACGGGUGCCCCCAGCCCCAGUGCAGCUGGAGCCCCUGGGGCCGGUGGGGGCCCUGCACCGUCACCUGCGGGCACGGGCGGCAGCACAGGCACAGGGAGACACCUGGCACACCUGUACCCAGGAGAUACAGCGCCCAGGGACAUGGCAUGAAGGGGACAUGUGGCACCUGUGGGGGGACACAGAGCACCCAGUGGACACCCGGGGCAGGUGCUGCUGUGCCCCUCCACGCAGUGGGUGACCCCGGUGUCCUCCCCAGGACCCCCAUCGCAGUGGCGGGUGCUGUGCCAUGCGAGGGCCCGCAGGAGCAGAGCCGGGAAUGUGCCGAGGGGCCCUGUCCGGCCCUGUGCCCGCGGGAGGGCGGCAACGGGAGCCUGGGGGAGAGCUGGAUGCAGGGACCCUGCCGGCAGUGCACCUGCACCCCCGAGGGCAUCCAGUGCCAGGACAUCCCCUGUGAUGACCUCUGCCUCUGGGGGUCGUGGGGGCCCUGGGGACCCUGCCAGGACCCCUGCAGCGGUGGCUACCGCCUGCGCCAUCGCCGGUCCCAGCACCCGGCGGGUGACCGGCAGUGCCACGGUGCCCGUGCCCAGACCCAGAGCUGCAACACCGCUGCCUGCGCAGGCGAGGGGUGUGAUGAGCGUGGACGGGUCUUCACCAUGUCCUGCGCCAACCGGUGCCCCCGUGCCUGCGCUGACCUCUGGCCCCAUGUCGAGUGUCUGCAGGGACCCUGUGAACCGGGGUGCCGGUGCCCCCUGGGACAGCUGCUGCAGGAUGGGCUGUGUGUGCCAGUGGACCAGUGUCGCUGCGGGCUGCCCACUGCCAAUGGCACCCAGGAGCUGUGGCCAGGGCAGGCAGUCGAGCACGGCUGCCACAACUGCACCUGCAGGAACGGGACCUUCACCUGCCCGGCACUGUCAUGUCCUGUCUAUGGGCCCUGGUCCCCGUGGAGCCCCUGCUCCCGCAGCUGCGGUGGCGGCAACACUUCCCGGCACCGUGAGUGCCAGGAGAGCACUGGGGGGGAGACCUGCAGUGCCACUGACACUGAGGAGAUGGCUGAGUGCAACCUGCAGCCCUGCCCCAGCGGCUGCCGGCUGAGCCCCUGGUCCCCGUGGAGCCGCUGCAGCACCACCUGCGGUGGAGGCACCUCCGAGCGCCGCCGGGAGCUGCUGCCCGGGCCGGGGGAGCCGUGUCCCCUCCUGCCGCCGCCGCUGCUGCUGCUGCACCGCGUCUGCAGCGCCCACAACUGCUCCCCGGAGUGCCCCGGCGGGCAGCGGCUCGGUCCCUGCGCCAACGCCUGCCCCCGGCACUGCGCGCACCUCGGCCCCGGGGCGCGCUGCGUGACACAGAGCUGCCAGCGCGGCUGCGCCUGCCCGCACGGACAGGUGCUGCAGGACGGGGCCUGUGUCCUCCCUGCACUGUGCCGCUGCCACCUGCCCCCCGCCCUGGCCGCAGCACACAACCUCUCCCUGGCACUGGAACUGCCACCGGGCACCAGCCUGCAGCAUGGCUGCACCCGAUGUGUCUGCAUCCACGGCACCUUCAACUGCUCCCAGGAGGAAUGUAAUGCCUGUCCUGCCGGUGAGCGCUGGCAGGGCCCUGACGUGCCGGACAGCUGUGACCAGAGCUGCGGGGACAUUGAGGAGCCUCGGCAUAACUGCAGCAUCCCCCUGGCCCCCGGCUGUGCCUGCCAGCCCGGGUACUACCGCAACAGCACCGGACACUGUGUCCCGGCCGCUCACUGUGAGUGCUGGCAUCGUGGACAGCUGCACCAGGCCGGUAGCACGUGGCAGGAUGGGUGUGAGAAAUGCCGCUGCCAGGAUGGGAGAGUGACCUGUGCUGCUGCUGGCUGUGCCCCACUGGCCUGCCCUGAGGGCACAGUGAAGGUUCGGGAGCCAGGGGGCUGCUGCCCCGUGUGCCGGGAGAAGUGGCCGGAGGAGCCGCCCGCAGCGUGCCGGCGCCUCACGGAGCUGCGCACCAUCGCCAAGGGCCCCUGCGCCCUGCGCGAUGUCGAGGUCUCCUUCUGCGCCGGGCACUGCCCGUCCCGCACCACCGUCACCGCCGAGGAGCCGUACCUGCAGAGCGUGUGCGAGUGCUGCAGCUACCGCCUGGACCCCGCCGGCCCCGUGCGCGUCCUGCGGCUGCCGUGCCCCGGCGGGCAGAGCGAGCCCGUGGUGCUGCCCGUCAUCCGCAGCUGCCAGUGCAGCCCCUGCCAGGGUGGGGAUUUCUCCCGCCGCUGAGAGCCCUCCGGGGUGCUCCAGACCCUGCUCCCCUCUGCAAUAAACCUGCGGGAACAGCCCCCACAUCCAGCAACAGGGACUGGGGGGGCACUGGGGGGG